This is a messenger RNA of Mollisia scopiformis, 1266 nucleotides long. RefSeq lists its product as uncharacterized. Lineage: Eukaryota; Fungi; Ascomycota; Leotiomycetes; Helotiales; Mollisiaceae. The record is from RefSeq and is a predicted model, not a curated record. The transcript has a single exon. Bases 498 to 1160 code for a protein of 220 amino acids.
GAGAACAAAGUCUGACAGCUCCUCCACUGCCAUCCACUUCAACUUCUGCAUUGGCCACAAUCAUAACGCCUUCACGAUACCAUUCACGUCCACCGCACAAUGGUCAUAUUGACACAGAGAAGGGGGCUGACCCCUUACUUGCUGAUAAGGAGUCUUCCCCUCAUUCCAUCUCUACUUUAUUUGCUGCUCACGUUCAUUAACUUUGAUUCCGGCUAACAACCACUUGUAGUGCCAUACGUUCAUUAACAACUUCCUGCUGGACAGCACCACGUUCUUUCUUCUGCCUCUCUUCCUGACUCAAAUUUACUACAAUAACAAAGUCAUUGUUCGACCUCGAGAUCGAUCAACGAGAAACUCCCUGAAGGUGCCACAAAGACCCGAAAACAAAGCGAUUGUUCCUCCUAUUUGAUCGAGUCGGCUCCCCGCAGAUUUCGAACCAAGGAUCGAACAAUCUACUACACAUAAACACAUUCACAAUGUUUUCACAACUCUUCAUCAUGGCUGCCUUAGCUGGCGUCGUCCUUUCAAACCCAACACCAUCACCGAUAUUCGGGCAGAUCUCGACUCGAGAUAGUGCAGUCACCGCAGCUGCUGCUCUACUUCAGAUCGCGCCCACUUCUGGAUCCUGCUCAGGAGCUCCAGCAGCGGGCGAGUGUGCAACCAACGUCCAAGCAGCACCAUACCUCAUCUCAGCCAUGCAACAAUACAGCAUCUACAACCUCCACGAGGUCGCUGCCGUCCUCUCCGUCAUCGCCUACGAGUCUGGGGAGUUCAAAUACAACAUCAACCACUACCCAGGUACACCAGGCCAAGGCACUCGCAACAUGCAAAUGGCAAGCUUCAACCUGAUGUAUGCAAAGAGCAUCCCAGCAUUAGCAACGUCCCUUAGCGCCAUUACCACCGCAGACAGUACCUCUGGACUGAGCACGGAUCAAGUAAACGCUAUCAGAGUAUUGGUCUUGCCUGACGAGUAUACCUGGGCAAGCGGGGCUUGGUUCUACUCUACCCAGUGCAGCUCGAGUGUCAAGUCUGCCGUUCAGGCUGGUGGACAAGCUGGAUGGGACGCUUACCUAGGCUGUAUCGGUGCUACGGACUCUUCGGAGAGCUCUGCUCGAUUGGCUUACUGGACCCGGGCAAAUACUGCUUUUGGGCUUUCAUAGAUGAGUCAAGUCCUUGCUGGCGAGGCUGAGAUUUCUAGAUACCCUUUUCUUGUACAUAGCUAUUUCAUUGCAAUAAAUCUUGAAAUCAGAUGUGAUUUCACAUACC